Molecule: messenger RNA, 904 nt
Organism: Drosophila eugracilis
Lineage: Eukaryota; Metazoa; Arthropoda; Insecta; Diptera; Drosophilidae
Gene: GstO3
Product: pyrimidodiazepine synthase
Exons: 2
Coding region: 75-800 (241 amino acids)
Biological process (GO): glutathione metabolic process
Cellular component (GO): cytoplasm
Molecular function (GO): glutathione transferase activity; glutathione dehydrogenase (ascorbate) activity
Source: RefSeq, a predicted model, not a curated record
CAAACUUCGAGUUGAGUUCAACAAUUAAGUGAAUUUCGUUUCUACUGCGCUUUAAGUUUUUGCAAAAAUCUAUAAUGAGUUCUGGUAAACAUUUGGCUAAAGGUUCCGCCAAGCCUGUCCUCCCUGAAGACGGUCUUCUUCGCCUGUUCUCCAUGAGAUUUUGCCCUUAUGCCCAGCGAGCCCAUCUCGUGCUAAAUGCUAAGAAAGUACCCCAUCAUACUGUGUACAUUAAUCUCACCGAGAAACCAGAGUGGCUGGUGGAUGUGAGCCCUCUGCUGAAGGUUCCAGCCCUCCAGUUGGUGGAGGAGAAAGGCCAGCCCUCGUUGAUUGAAUCGCUGAUAAUUGCCGAGUAUCUGGACGAGAAGUACCCAGAGAACCCUCUCCUGCCCAAAGAUCCAUUAAAACGGGCCCAAGACAAGAUUCUGAUAGAGCGCUUCAGUGGCAUUACCAAUGCCUUCAUGAAGAUCUUGACACAGGGAACCGGUCUGGAGGAUUACUGGACGGCACUAGACAUCUUUGAGCAGGAGUUAACCAAGCGGGGUACCAAAUUCUUUGGGGGCGACAAACCAGGAUUCGUGGACUACAUGAUCUGGCCCUGGUUUGAGCGCCUCUCUGUGAUCGAGUUGAAACUGCAGGGAGAGUACAACUUCGACGAGAAGCGAUUCCCCAAAAUUACCCAGUGGAUUGCUCUUGUGAAGGAGGACUCGGUGGUCAAGUCUUUCUACGCCACUCCCGAGCAGCAUAACGAGUUCUGGAGGACCCGCAAGGCUGGCAAUGCCAACUAUGAUCUGCUGGCUUAGAUCAUUAGUUAAAAAUAUUUUAAAAAGAACGAGAUUUAAACACCUAAUUAAUUAAAAUUUAAAUAUCAAAUAUAUGAAAAAUAAAAACAUUUUAGACAUUUAAC